This is a messenger RNA of Aspergillus welwitschiae, 2539 nucleotides long. Its product is annotated as putative ARID/BRIGHT domain protein (SWI1). The record is from RefSeq and is a predicted model, not a curated record. Gene Ontology annotation, biological process: regulation of transcription by RNA polymerase II. Bases 29 to 2098 code for a protein of 689 amino acids. Gene Ontology annotation, molecular function: transcription cis-regulatory region binding. The transcript has a single exon. Gene Ontology annotation, cellular component: nucleus; SWI/SNF complex. Lineage: Eukaryota; Fungi; Ascomycota; Eurotiomycetes; Eurotiales; Aspergillaceae.
GGCUAAACCGCCUAAUCCGGAGGGGUUUAUGAGGUCACUGCAGAAAUUCAUGAUGUCGCGCAACCUGCCGCUCGAUCCUAGUCCCGUUGUUUGCGGUCGCCCAAUCAACCUGGUCCAGCUUUAUGCUACGGUCAUGAAGCUCGGAGGAUCGAAGAAGAUAACGGCUGCGAAUAUGUGGCACGUCAUUGCACAGCAACUUCAGUUCCCGCCGAUGCAGCUGCCGAUGGCCAUGCAGGAGCUUAGGGAGCAUUAUCAGCGGAACCUAGCUGCGUACGAGCAGGCCUUCCUCAGCACCCAGCAGAAGCAAUUUGCGGACCAAAUGCAGCAAACAGCGGUGCCACGCCAACCCAGUGACCCGUCUGCCAUGCAGUUCCAGUCUCCAGCCAUCAAACCGGGCCAGGGUUUUGAAAAUGCACAGCAGAUGGGACACCCAUCGCCAAGCCCCGCGUCUGUAUCAAGUAGCGUACAACAUAACGCUUCGAAUGGUUUCGCGACACCUACACCUGUUAAAACCCAGGGCAAGCCGCAGAAUCAGCAUCGUCUCAGUAUUUCCCGCCAGUCACAGCCCCCAGCAACGCCCAAUGAUCCUACUGGCCAAAUGCCGAGUCAAUCGCCUGCGCAGCCGGGCAAAGGCCCAGGUCAAGUCCCCGGCAAGCCCUCGGAGCAGCUGGAUCAGUCAGAUCAGCCUUUGAAGCACCAGAUCGAGGAUCCCUAUAAACCCAUGGUCUUGCCAGAAAGCAAUUUCCAUGGACCCAUAGCCAUCGAUGAAAUGUAUCAGAUUGGGGAGGAUAUUACUCGAUUGAAGCCUAAUGUCCCCAGUUUUGCUGAGCUGGGUGUAAUUGAUAUCCACGCUCUUACAAUGAGCAUCAAAUCCGGGAUACAUGCUGAAAUGCGCAUGGCCUUGGAUACGCUUACAUCCAUAUCCUCAGAGCCGGCGAUCCAAAUAUCGUUAGAUAACUGCGACGAUCUGGUGGAGAGCUUAAUCGAAUGCGCCGAGGACCAAGCAGAGUUUCUCGCGGAACAUGCCGCAGAAGUGUCUGAUAUGAUGCUUCUAUCCUCAUAUGAAGAAGUCACUCGUGGGUGUCAAUCGGAAUGGACGUCUUUGGCGGAUGUUCCAGAAUUCGGCAGCCUCGACUACGAACUAGACCGUGCCGUCGACCGACUCAUCUGCAUUACAACCAUACUACGCAAUUUCUCGUUUAUCGAGUCAAACUUUGGAAUGCUGUCUACGCCUCCGGUUGUUCAAUUCAUGUCGACUAUCAUUCGUUACCUCGGCACACGCAAUAUGCUUCUAAGGACACAUCAGAACACAUUGGAUUUCAUGAAGGACACAGUAACAUACCUCAGCAACGUGGCUCACACCAUUCAGUUACCGAGUAAAGAAGAAGCCCUCUGUCUUCUGCAUUUCCUUCUUGCUUUUGCACCAUUCCCAGGACCUAUGGGCUCGGAGGGUAUUAUGUUCAAUUCAUACAACCCCUCAGUUCACAAGUACACACCGGCAGCGGUUGAUAGCUUGGCCAAGCUUCUGGCACGGGACGAGCCCAACCGGACAUUCUUCAGAGCAAUCUUCUCUGGCGAUGGUGUUUCCAUCCAGCAAGAGUUGCUGACUCGUGCCUUUGGUCUUGCCAUUUGCCCGGUCCCUGAUCAGCCGCGGAAACCCUUGGCUAUAGCGGAUGCUCGGAAGGUUUUCCUCAUGCAAGGCCUUUUGGCAGCGGAUAUCCUUUCAGGUUUUGCGGAUGGGCCUAUUGCCAAGUCAUGGCUGGAGUCGAUCGACGGGUUUGCCAUCCAUCUCCUGCGACUCUCAUGCCUCCUGAGCACGGAACGGGUUCCUCCACCGAACACCAACUCACGCCAAUCCCAUGCCGCAAGAGGCCAAGCGGAAGCGGAAGCUGCUGCUUACAGCUCCAUAAUCAAUCGGGGUUUGGCGAUUCUGCGUCGACUGGCCGAGAAGUCGAAGCUUGCUGAUUCCAACGCCACGUUACGGUUCCCCUCGGGGAUCAUCCCAAGGAAAGAAAGCUUGCUUGGCGCACUGCUGAUGCCUAGCAUAGAUCCUGGUGUUGUACGGCAAUUGAUAACUUAUGCACGACUAGCGGAAUGAAUGUGGUAACUUCUGGAACGGGUAGGGUUUUUCUGAGAUCAUUUCUAGCGCGCUGGUUAACCCGAAGGUUUCAUGUUUGGGCCACGCUUAGAACAUGCCUUGUUGAUGUUUGCUUCUGUCAUGUCUUCUACUUCCAACCUUGAGUAAACAACUAUCUACAUCUCCGUUUUCUCCCUUUCUGUUCUCUUUUCAUUUACUCUUUCUCUUUUGACUCUCUUACUCGAUCUCGUGUGUUUGGCGCCGGUGGGAAGAACCUUUUUUCUUUUAUCGAGAGAGGCGUGACAAUGUGUAUCUCUGUGCUUUACCGCUGUACAAUGUUCAAUACCCUCGGGCGACAAAAAAAUCAUGCAUGAUGUCUAAAUGGGUAACUCUACUUUAUCAUGGCUCAUCGACUGAACUUGUCUUAACCCGAUUGAUGCUGAUACUAUUACUGGUCUGAGC